This is a messenger RNA of Lepisosteus oculatus (spotted gar), 512 nucleotides long. NCBI's taxonomy places the organism in Eukaryota, Metazoa, Chordata, Actinopteri, Semionotiformes, Lepisosteidae. The record is from RefSeq and is a predicted model, not a curated record.
AUGAAGUUUUCUGAGUUUCACCUCCAUGUGCUUCGCCUGCAGCCUCCCCGGUCCUGCGCCGACUACUUGAGCGAAUACAGGCACUGCAGGAGCCUGAUGAACCGCCUGCACCACUACUACACCUUCGGACGGGCCCCUUCGUGCCAGCAGUGGAAGACGGACCACUACAGCUGCUGCGAGUGGGAGAGGCACCGCGGCUCGGAGGCCAAGGAGGCCUUGCGGGACAGCGAGCGAGCCAGAGUGGAGCAGCAGAGGGGGUUCGUGCCCGUGUGGGAGCUCCGGCAGACCCCCCCAGCGGACUGGCACGCGCCCCUCCAGCAGGGGAAGCUUAAGGGCUCCUGAGCGACGUGGGGAGGAGCCCAGCUGCCCUCCGUGAUGCUGUGACAACAGCAGGACUGCAGCCAGACCUCUGCCACCACCUGGAACUGUGUGUCGGCUUAAGGCCGGUCCAGCAUUCGUCAAGUUCUCGUGAAGAGAUGCACACGACUGACGGCGUUUCUUCAGGACCUGAG